Molecule: messenger RNA, 2629 nt
Organism: Clarias gariepinus (North African catfish)
Lineage: Eukaryota; Metazoa; Chordata; Actinopteri; Siluriformes; Clariidae
Product: TBC1 domain family member 24-like
Exons: 7
Coding region: 657-2615 (652 amino acids)
Source: RefSeq, a predicted model, not a curated record
ACUGUUACCUGAGACGUUUACAUAAAUGAUCCACUCGUUUCAGAGCGACAGUCGGAGCGAGACGCUGCCCGGAGAUCAGACCUCAGAGGCUCCACACCUCACCUGCUCUCUUCAACAUUCUUCUCGUUCCUUCUGAAGAUUCACUCUCACUCACUCAUCAUCUAUACCGCUUUAUCCUGUAUUCAGGGUCACGGGGACCUGGAACCUAUCUCAGGAGGCUUAGGGUACACCCUGGACAGGGUGCCAAUCAAUCGCAGGACACACACACACACACACACGCACACACACACACACACUACAGGCAAUUUGGGAACGCCAAUUAGACUAACCUGCAUAUCUUUGGACUGUGGAAGGAAACUGGAGUAACCGGAGGAAACCCACCAAGCACAGGGAGAACAUGUAAACUCCAUGCACACUGAGACGGGAAUCGGACCUGGCUGGGAAUCGAACCUGGACCCUAGAGGUGCAAGGCGACAGUGCUUCUAAAGAUUCAACUUACUAAAGAAUCAUCUUGACCUCCUGAACGUCUAAACUCAUUACAUUACAUUACAUUUCAGUUUCUUACCAACUUCCAAGAUCACCAACUUCUAAACCAUCCACAUUAUUCCGACUCUUUUACGACUUCACUCCCAAACUUCACUUCAUCUGCAGGAGAAAUGCUCGAGGUUUCUCCGAGCUCAGAGUUCUCCAGCUUCGGUCCGGUGGAGCCGCAGAGGGCGAGCAGGUCAGACGGCUCUCAAAGGCGUCGCUCUUCUUCUUUUUCUGAGACGUCAGAUGUGCUCGAGUUCCAAAGGAACUUCCUCAGACCUCGGUCCAGAUCCUUCUACACCUUGGAUCAAAACAAAAACAGCGAAGCUUUACACGGGGACAAGAGGGGAAACCUUCACAAAAAAACAGCAUCAAAACCAGGAAGCAAACAUCUAAGGAAAGAUCAUGGAGGUCCCAGAGGGAACCCUAAAAACCUCCCGAUGCUAACCAUCACAGAACCGGACAGCUGGGAGAUCAGAUCUUCUGCGAGCAUGAGAUACGGUCACUACGUGGACUGGGAGAAAAUCAACCCAGAAGCUGCCUCUCGCUUCCGGAAAGUUCUUUGCAGCGAUCACAUGGAGCUGAAGGAAAUUGCUCGCUCGGGAUUCUGGGUGACGCCACACACACUGCAGGCCAAGUCCUACCAGCACCUCAUCCAGCGCAUCGAGAGCACGUCCAGCGCCGAGGACUCAGAGACGUAUCGCCGUCUGGCAGCCAGGAUGUUCGAGGAUGGCGGCAGCAGCACUCAUCCUUUCCCCAGGUUCAUGGAAGACGGUGAGAUCCCUCGCUACUGCCUCAACAAAUCAGGCCUGAACUCAGUAAAGAAGAUCCUCCUAUGUGUGAGCGAGAGCUUCCCAGAGAUAACCUUCUGCCCCAUUUUGCCGGCCCUGGUGUCUCUGCUGCUUCACUACAGUGAGGACGAGGCUCAGUGCUUCCACAGCAUCAGCUCGCUGGUGAGGUUUACAGAUCCACAAAAGCGUUACAUCGAUCAGAACUUCGUCACCACCCACGCGUCCUGCAUGACCUUCGGGGACUUGGCCAACAAGUACUGCCGGGGAAUCCGUAAGCUAAUCGCUAGCUCCCACCAGAGCCUGUUCGAGUUCUACUCUGACUGGAUCAUGUGGAUUUUUGCCGACCUGCCUUUCAGCUAUGCCGUCCGCGUGCUGGACAUCUACCUGGUCGAGGGCUACAAGGUUCUGUACCGUGUAGCUUUAGCGCUCCUCAGUCUCUACAAGGUCUCUGUGAGCUCUCGACUGGCCCACGUGGAGGAUUUCAAGCAGGACAUGAAGGGGUUUGUGGAGAACGUGAGCCGCCAUAGUAGCGUUGACGCGCUGCUUCAGAGAGCCUUUAGCAUCCAGCUGCCUACGCGCAAGGAGCUAAACUUCCUCUACAACGCUAACAAGCAAGCGCUAAUCAGGAAAGGGAUCGAGCAUGAGAGCUCCUAUCAGAGUGUGGAUUUGGGACGUUUUGUCUCCAGCGUGGUGUCUGAGACGGAGAUGCGAGUGGUGUGGGCCUGGAUCCCAGAGCGCUUCUCUCUCUUCAACCCACAACGUCUCUACAGCACAGAGGAACACGGCCGAGAACUCACAGAGUUUUACGCGCAUGUUGAAGGCCGCGAGCCGACAGUGUUGAUCCUGAGGACGGUGGACGAGGAGGUAUGUGGAGCGUUUUUGUCCUCAGACUGGUCUCUGAGGAGACGUGAGGGAGUGAAGCUGCGGUGUUUCGGCACUGGAGAGUCUUUCGUCUUCACCCUGAAGCCGGCGAUGGAGCGAUACCAGACAUCAGUGCUGCACAUCACAGAGACCACAGGAGGGAAGGAAUCCUCUUCCUCUCACUCAGCUUCCACUUCCUGUGACAUGAUGACAUCAUCCUGCACUGGGUGCCCUGCAGUGACCCCCUGCUUCAUGAGCGGAGAUGACAACAUGCUGUUUAUUGGUGGAGACAGAGGACCUGCUCUGUGUCUCAGUACAGGUCUCACAGUGGGACGGUCUGAACGCUGUGACACGUUUGACAGUCCCGUCCUCUGCAGGGGCAAAUUCAGGAUCCAGAGUCUUGAAGUCUGGGGAAUUCACUCUGAUACAUUCUAAAGAUUUAAACACAC